This is a messenger RNA of Heterobasidion irregulare TC 32-1, 537 nucleotides long. RefSeq lists its product as uncharacterized. NCBI's taxonomy places the organism in Eukaryota, Fungi, Basidiomycota, Agaricomycetes, Russulales, Bondarzewiaceae. Gene Ontology annotation, molecular function: DNA binding. The coding region runs from base 1 to 537 and encodes 178 amino acids. The record is from RefSeq and is a predicted model, not a curated record. The transcript has 2 exons.
AUGGCAGUGCAGAGUGCGAUGAAGCAGCGUCAGGCUGCCAAAAGCCACAAGCUUCGUCGCAGGACCAGUCCUUCGCCGAGGCACAAACAGCGCAAGACGUCUGCUGCGAGGCGUGCUGAUCAAGGCCGACGUGCCACUCCUUACCAGCUCUACAUCUAUACAUUGGGGUUCAUCAAAGACCCACUUCCUACCCAGGAGCAGAUUCGUGCGUAUGCCCACCGGGUUGAUGAACGGCCAGAGAGGGUGAAUAACUGGUUCAGCAACGCGCGGCAGAAAUUGGCUAGGUUGAAGAGGAGUAACGACCUUCCAGGGACGAAUAAAGCCCUGAUUCAGCAACUACGGGACAUCGGGAUCGAAUAUGUGGCUUCGGACACUGCCCCCUCUGGCUCUGCCACAUCUGGGUCGAGGGAGUCGUCUCCUGCUGCAUUGAUCGAGCGUGUGCGAGACACGGAUCCGUCUGUGAUUGACGGCGCACUGUCGCUACUCUACUUGGUGAAGAGGGUGUCGGAGGUGGGAGAGGGCCCAUCUGGAGCUUGA